CUAUUUUGCCUCAAAGCUGCAUGUAGUUGCAGGGGCUCUGACGCUCAUUCUCUGCCUCGUUGAAGUAAUCCCUGUGAUUCGUAUUUGCUUCUGACGCUCACCAAGUCCUUCUAACAGGUGACUAAGAAUUAAUUUUUUGAAUCUUACCAUCAACACGAGUUUGCCUCGAGUUCAUUUGUCGGAUGCGGCUUAGCGGGAAUCCGUAGGCGAAUGUCUAUCGUUGAGUCAGUAUCCAAUCGAUGAGACGUCUGGAGUAUGUGUGCAAGGAACGUGGUCAAAGUUCGUAGGGUUUUAAAAGAAGCACGGUCAAACGCCACGGUGCCCCAGUAUCAUCCUUAACAUCCCUUCCAAAUCGCGAUGAACCCAGAUGCAAGAAACAAGCAUACAAACGUCGUACUCUUUGGGCAGGGAGGAGCAGGAAAAAGCUCACUUGUCAAUCUCAUAGCGGGAGAGAAUGUAGCAAAAACAUCCAAUGACCUGACACGCUGUACGCUGAAGUGGGAAGAGCAUUCCGUCAAUUUUGGUGGCGACUCUUAUAAGAUAUUCGACACUGUUGGACUCGAGGAACCACAGCUGGGAAUCCCACAGUAUCUUGAUGCUGUCGAGAAUGCCUAUGGUCUCAUCCACGAAUUGGAGGGACAAGGCGGCAUUGAUCUACUUAUGUUCUGCAUGCGCGCAGGCCGACUCACCGCUACACUUCAAAACAAUUACCGGCUCUUUAACGAAUUCCUUUGUGAAAAGAAGGUCCCCAUCGUUAUAGUGAUCACAUAUCUCGAAAACGAAGUCGGGGAAAUGGAUGACUGGUGGAAGAGAAACAAAGAUACUUUCCGUCACCAGGAGUUCUAUGUCAAUGGACAUGCGUGCAUCACCGCCAUUCAAGGCAAAUGUCCGGAACGGCAUGAGCAAUCGCGCACCACGCUCCGCAAACUUGUCAAGGAGUGCACUACUGGCGGGCAGAAGCGAGCAUGGAAAGGAGGAGACAACCUGUUCGUGUCGUUGAUGCGACAGCUGAGGGGGCUAGUUUCAGGGAAAUCGCGUUCGAAGAAGGAUAAUAUUGCCCCUCGCCUUACCAAGAGGUGCGGUUUGACUCCGGAGGUCGCAAAGCAGUUGGCCGAUAGGAUUAAGAAAGACGUGGGAGCUACUUGACUUCCGGUGUUCGAUAGCUUGUCCUCAUUCCGGUUGUAGACUUACCUUGCCAAUACGUUAUAACAUACACUUGUAAUGAUUUCACUCUUUGAAAUUCUC
Molecule: messenger RNA, 1245 nt
Organism: Suillus discolor
Lineage: Eukaryota; Fungi; Basidiomycota; Agaricomycetes; Boletales; Suillaceae
Product: P-loop containing nucleoside triphosphate hydrolase protein
Exons: 2
Coding region: 358-1146 (262 amino acids)
Molecular function (GO): GTP binding
Source: RefSeq, a predicted model, not a curated record